This is a messenger RNA of Plectropomus leopardus (leopard coralgrouper), 2031 nucleotides long. It is a transcript of the gene lysmd3, whose product is annotated as LysM, putative peptidoglycan-binding, domain containing 3. NCBI's taxonomy places the organism in Eukaryota, Metazoa, Chordata, Actinopteri, Perciformes, Serranidae. Gene Ontology annotation, biological process: Golgi organization. The record is from RefSeq and is a predicted model, not a curated record. Gene Ontology annotation, cellular component: Golgi apparatus.
ACAGUAGUUAGCAGGUGGGGAACUAAGCAGAGGCAAGGUGAGACAGAAGAUAAUCCCGUGGAAGAAUGGAUAUUAUCCAGGUCAACUGAUUGAGCGGUGAUCAGCUUUUCAGUGAAGAAAAAAUGUCCAGUAUAAGCCAGCACUAUGGGUUCCAGUCAGCCACCAUGGUGCAGUCUGCCAAUGGCGGUCAUGCCUAUCUGUUUGGAAACAACGGCUCAGAGAAUGACCUGUCAGAGGAAGAUGGGGAGAGCUUUGAGCUGCGGUCGCGUGGCAGAGAAAGGAUGCGGAGGAGCACCUCCAGAGAGAGGAUGGACGACAUUGUCUACCUGACCAGAGAUAUCCAGGAGGGUGACACCCUCAACAGCAUUGCCCUGCAGUACCAUUGCUCAGUGGCUGAUCUAAAGCGUGCCAACAACCUCUUGACAGAGCAGGACUUCUUUGCUCUGCGGUCUGUCAAGAUUCCUGUGAGGCGCUUUAGUGUCCUCACUGAGACUCACAGCACUGGACCUCUGAAAUCUGCCUCCCCUUCAGGUGCAAGGCGCCUGGCCCAGAUCUCACCUGCUACCUCCCUCCCCUCUGAGUCCUCCACAGACUCGUCCUCUUCCACCGACAGCGUGGAAGGAUUCCUUCUGGAGAAGGACAAGGACAUUGAGCGGCUGGUGAAAUCCACAGGUCCGUCUCGGAGCAGCCUGAAUGAGGUUGUGUCCUCCUUAACACUACAGCAACAGCAGCCACUGCUCGGGGGAGUGGAGUAUAAACCGGUACAGAGAAAGGACCCUUAUUAUGGGGCAGACUGGGGCAUGAGAUGGUGGACGGCUGUGGUCAUCAUGCUGGUUGUUGGUAUUGUCACGCCUGUGUUUUAUCUGCUGUACUACGAGGUUCUCAUGAAAGCUGACGUCAGCCAUCACGGCAGUCCCACUCAAGCUCAUGGCGACAUGCCUCAUGGACAUCUCCCUAGCAACCAUCCUGGUGGAGAAAAUAACCAUGCAGGGGACGGGCAUGGACACCAUGCUGGAAAUAUGGUUAACAAAGAUCCACAAGGACAUGGUGUGGACAAAGCAGGAGGCGGUGAACACGGAGGACAUGAGAAAACAUAAGGGACUGUAACUUACUUUACAUAAGAAUUUGUUGCUAACUCAGAGAUCUAAUAAAACUGCGCGAUUGUGUCCAUUGUUGAGUAGUUUUUAUAGACGUAAUACUUUAAUGCAAUCUGUCUGAGAGGACGGGGUAUGGUGGGAAUAGUCAUUUUUGUACGGUUGAGACACUCGGAUUAAGGGUCAUUCCUUGUUUUAGUCCAUUUACAGUUAUAUGCUUUUCAACAAGGAAUAUCAGUUGAGUGAAAACAACAAAUGUUAUGCUUGACUUAAUAUUUUGCUGAUUAUUGACACAUUUCAGAAUGGUUAUCUUUAGUGUAGACAAUAGAAUUGAGGUGAUUUUGUUAUCAUCCAUGCUGCUGCAUCCUCAUGACACAAACAAACUCUACUCAAUGGGUUUAAAAGCAAACUGAGACGGACGGCAACGCACUUACCUAUUUGUUUAUUCAGUGAUGGAGAAUAAUUCUGUGGAUUUGAUUUUAAAGAAGAUUUUACUCAGUUUGGACCAACUGUGUUUUUUGCCAUAUUAGAAAUGGUGUAUUUUCCAAUGUGAUUUGUUGGAAAAGUAUAAAUGCCAUUGAGUUUAAUAUAGAAUUAAUUUAUUUCAAGACUAUUGAGCAAUAGCCUUUACUUACACUUAUCAGUAUUGGGAAUCUUUUUCUUUAGCUUGCUUGGAGAGACUUGCGUUUUUUGUUUUGUUUUUUUCAUUUAACCUCUGAGAGCAUGGUGAGGAAAAUGGGAAAUGCACAUUAUUCCCACAAUGACUUAUAUUUGUAAUUAUGUGAGAUUUUAGACUUUGUUAUAUAGCCCUUUUAUUUUAUCACCGUGUUCACUUGAUACUUUAUGAAAAUGCAUCACAUGUUGUUGACAGUAUGUGCCUUUCAACCUGUGGAAAUGUGCCCCAGGCUGGAAAAUAAAUACAUCUAUUUUGAAUAAA